CCACUUUGUUGCCAGGCGGAAGCGAGGCUACUCGAGUAAAACCUCAUUAUUAAAACAACAACAUAAAUCGACACACUAAACUAUUUAAACCCAGUUUACCUUGAGCCUGGCUUUGUAGGAUGCUCUCCACUCGUUUCACCGUCAAUUCCAGCACUUCGGCGUUCUCUAUCUUGGACUGCAGCUGCGGCAGACAAACACAAAGUAUUAGCAAGCUAGCUGUUAGCACCCGUAUCGUACUCCUUUAACAAGAGGAAGACUUAUUUAUAGUAAUAAUAAUCACAAAUGUGUUGUUUCUAACUUCGGUAUUCGCCAUUAAAACCCGUAGCUCGUGUAAACUCUCGUUGAUGCGAGCUCGUCGUUUCUUCUCCACCAGAGGUUUCCUCAUCUAGAAGCACAAUUCAAUUAUUACUCGCUAUAGUACUUAACUAUUGAGAAUGAACAACACUUACUUUUCUGUUAGCUCUCCCACUGCAGUGAUCGCUUUGGUCCGUGCCGGUGGUGUGCUUGCCGGAGGGGGCCAUGCUGUGUGCAAGGAGAUCGGAGCCCCCCGAAAAAAGACGUUGGAGCUUGUCAAUGGGGACAGAUGGCCAAAGCUUCACUGGGCAGACCUGGCUUGUUAGUGGCGCUGCAGGGGGCCUGUGCUAGCGUUCGGGCGAUUUUUCCGUGUUACCCACGCAGUGCUUAUUCGUCACAGUAGACGUGCUUGUGAGGUCACAGAGACUCCGUCAGGAGAUAUAAAACCUCUUCAAUUCGCUACAUGAAGCCAGCGAGCUUCAUCUUCGAGAGGAGACAAACGCAACAAUAAAAGAGAACAAAAUGGUGAAGAUAACCUUCCAGGCAGUUUCGGCGCCGAAGGCCGACAAAGACAACGAGGAAGACCACAUCGUUAUACCUCAGGCUCACGAUCAGCAGACUCUUCCAAUCAAGGGCAAGAAGCACUUCCCAACACGACUGUGCUCUCUAAUAUGUGGCGUAGUGGUCCUCAUUGUAGGAUUGACGCUAGCCUCCAUCUAUGCCUACCGUGACUACUACUAUCCUCAGCUCGCAGCAGGAAGAGACUUCUUCCACUGCCGGGUGGUCUUCGAGGACACGGUGUACGCACCCCUCCGGGGAAGACAGGAGCUGGAGGAGAACGUGGGCAUCUACUUGGAUGAAAACUACGAGCAGAUCAGCGUUCCCGUGCCGUACUUUGGAGGCUGCGACCCGGCUGACAUCAUCCACGAUUUUGAGAGGGGUCUGACUGCUUAUUAUGACAUUGCACUGGACAGCUGCUACAUCACUGAGCUGAAUACAACCAUGGUGAUGCGUCCAAGGAACCUAUGGGAGCUGCUUGUCAAUCUCAAGGUAGGGGCGUAUCUCCCUCAUACGUACCUGGUCCGGGAGGAGAUGGUGGUGACGGGCCGGGUGAGGAACAUGAGGCAGCUGGGCCCUUACAUCCACAGGCUGUGUUACAGCAAAGACACGUACCGCCUCCGACGCCGCAGCCAGCAUCAACGCGUGGAGCGGCGUGAGACGAAGAAGUGCCAAAGCAUUCGCCACUUUGAGAAUCCUUACGUGGUGGAAACGAGGAUCUGCAACAGAUUCUAAGCAAACAGGCCAGCACGGAAGUGACUUUCCAACCAUACCUCUUGAAUACCACUUUUAACUGCACUUUACGACUUGUUGAACUUAUUUUCUUUCAUGUUCUGUUUUUAAUUUUAAUAGUCUGUAUUUUUAUGAUGUUAUAUUUUCAGAUAUUUCUGUAGCCUGUCCCGUCGUGCAGGACUUGUGAUUUUAUUUAGGAAUAUGUCAUAAAAUGGCAAACGCAUACCUCAUGUAGAUUAGACGUAAGUCAUGAAUUAUGUACAGUAUGACUUCUGAUUGUUACCAAGCAAUAUAUGAUAUAAAUACAUUUUUAAGAGUUAUUUGUUUUAUGGCAAGCAUAGUUGACUCGUGUAUAGUUUGUCUCUUUGCUAUCACACUCCUUGGAGAGAAAUGGCUUUAGACUGUAAGCAAAAGAGUUUUAGCAUCAGAGGUAACCAAAGUGUGCGCCCAGCAGUUUGAUAUGGAGAAUAUCCUAGAAUGUUUGAUAGUUAAGCUCACUCACUGUAGAUGAUAUCCAAAAUCACUUGACUUCAACACAUUGCGUUAUUAUAACAUACACUUUUUGAUUUAUGCCUAUAAUUUGUUACUGUCUUCAACAUCCCAUGCUCAUAUAUUUAUGUAUUGUAUUCUACUGUACAGUCAAUCCUUGUAAUAUUGCUGCUUUAAGAAUAAACAAUUAAACUAC
Molecule: messenger RNA, 2269 nt
Organism: Entelurus aequoreus (snake pipefish)
Lineage: Eukaryota; Metazoa; Chordata; Actinopteri; Syngnathiformes; Syngnathidae
Product: integral membrane protein 2C-like
Exons: 7
Coding region: 817-1587 (256 amino acids)
Biological process (GO): negative regulation of amyloid precursor protein biosynthetic process
Cellular component (GO): Golgi apparatus; extracellular exosome; plasma membrane
Molecular function (GO): amyloid-beta binding
Source: RefSeq, a predicted model, not a curated record